Messenger RNA from Cavia porcellus (domestic guinea pig), 1233 nucleotides. RefSeq names its product ankyrin repeat and SOCS box containing 9 (gene Asb9). Gene Ontology annotation, biological process: protein ubiquitination; intracellular signal transduction; positive regulation of protein catabolic process. Bases 250 to 1179 code for a protein of 309 amino acids. The transcript has 7 exons. The record is from RefSeq and is a predicted model, not a curated record. Gene Ontology annotation, molecular function: protein binding. NCBI's taxonomy places the organism in Eukaryota, Metazoa, Chordata, Mammalia, Rodentia, Caviidae.
AGGGGCUGUUGUGGGCUUUGGCCAGCCUCCAGCUUGCUGGGUGGUGUGUGUGCGCGUGUGUGUGAGUGACCACAGGUAAUACUCAAAUUACCCUGCCUGUACUGUUCUCUGUUGCAGACUGUCUGACCACCACGUGUGUAAUUCAGCCAUCCACAGAACUGGAAUUUCCCAGGGGCAUGAGAAGCACGGAAUUUGGACUUUCCUAAGCAACUGAAGUAGAGUGUGGAACUUGCUGGCCCAGAAAACACCAUGGACAACGAACAACAAGGCAUGAAUCCCAGCAAGCCCCUGGGGCAAGCAGGCACUCCUGACAUCAGGAACCUUUCAGGCUCAUUUAUGAGGGAUAUCGUGUCCUACUGGUCUCCAGUGCAUGAAGCUGCAAUCCAUGGACGUCUGCUCUCUUUGAGGCACCUCCUCAACCAGGGGUGGCCUGUAAACCUCAGCACGGAAGAUCACGUCUCUCCACUCCAUGAAGCCUGUCUUGGAGGUCAUCCAUCUUGUGCAAGUAUUUUAUUAAUGCAUGGAGCUCAGGUGAACGCUAUGAGCACAGAUUGGCAUACUCCCCUGUUUAAUGCAUGCAUCAGUGGCAGUCUGGACUGCGUGAAUUUGCUUUUGCAGAACGGAGCCAGUCCUCACUCAGAGAGUGAUCUGGCAUCUCCAAUCCAUGAGGCUGCUAAGAGAGGCCAUAUGGAGUGCAUCGAGGCCCUUGUAGCUUAUGGUGCCAACAUUAACCAUAACAUCAGUCACCUGGGCACCCCCUUGUAUUUGGCCUGUGAAAAACAGCAGCUAGCCUGUGUCAAGAAGCUUCUGGAGUCAGGAGCAGAUGUGAACCAAGGCAAGGAUCUGGAUUCUCCUCUUCAUGUAGCAGCCAGGAUGUACAGUGAGGAGCUGGCUUGCCUGCUCAUGGACUUCGGAGCAAACAUCCAGGCCAGGAAUGCUGAAGGCAAACGUCCUGUGGACCUGUUGCCUCCAGACAGUCCUUUGAUUAAGCUCUUCUUGCAGAGAGAAGGGCCUUCUUCUUUGAUGGAGCUAUGCCGCUUGAGAAUCAGACAGUGCUUUGGAAUCCAGCAGCAUCAUAAGAUAACUGAGCUCAUCCUUCCAGACACACUGAAACAGUUUCUCCUACACCUUAACUGUGUCGAAGAAAUGGAUUCAGAAACACCAGCAAAACAUAAUUGAAUGUUGUUGCCAUCAGAACCUAAAAUAAAGUUAGGCUCAUAGAUCCUGGCAAAA